This is a messenger RNA of Limanda limanda (common dab), 2366 nucleotides long. It is a transcript of the gene rpa3, whose product is annotated as replication protein A3. The record is from RefSeq and is a predicted model, not a curated record. Bases 1885 to 2253 code for a protein of 122 amino acids. Lineage: Eukaryota; Metazoa; Chordata; Actinopteri; Pleuronectiformes; Pleuronectidae. Gene Ontology annotation, molecular function: single-stranded DNA binding; damaged DNA binding. Gene Ontology annotation, biological process: base-excision repair; mismatch repair; DNA replication. Gene Ontology annotation, cellular component: site of double-strand break; DNA replication factor A complex; nucleus. The transcript has 4 exons.
AUGAACUUCAACUGUACCCAAUCUUUCUCAGUGUCAUGCUAUGGCAGCAACAUGUUAUUCCAGGGGCUGUCUUAUGUUUAACUCAUGUGUUAAGAUCUUUUGCCAUUUAAUGAGACAGAAGAUUAUUUUAACUGAAGGUAACAAACAAUUGUUAAGUAAUGGUUCAUGGUAUUUCUUAUUGGAUGGAGAUGCACAGUUACAGAUAUAUGAGUUGCUGUUAUGUGACCUCGGUAUUAGUGAUGUGUCCUUCCGUGUCGAGGCUUCGAAGCAUGUGUCGAGUGAUCCAGGUAGAGGUGUGUGAGGUGCGUAUCGAGGCUCGCGUUGGUGACGUAUGUGGUGACGUUCAAAGCCUCGCGAGCCGGCCAUACCACGUGACUGAUUCAAGAAAUAGUUCCCGGGUUUGGCGUGUGAUUCGAAAUUAAAGAGGCGGCCAAACGCAAUGGCACUAAAUGUAACAAAUUACACAAAGUUAGGAAGGUAAUGUCUCCUCCACACGGCAAGGUAUACCGUUUAUUUAUUCAACACUGGUAUUGGAUUGCUAUCAGGUAUCCAUAUUGUAUCGGGAGUGAAAAAGUCAGAUGGAUGUAUCCCCAAAAUUACUGCUAAACAACCAGCUUAAUGGUGUUAGUGAAAAUACUAACAUGUCAAGUUCACGUUCAUAUGAGCUGAUGUCACUCACCGAUGAUGACAAAGCCUCCAUCUGCCUCCUUCUCGGAUGUUGACUUCUUCCCAUCUUUUCGUAGUCCGAGGAAACUGAACAUGACGACUCCCUGUCAACACAAGAGAAGCACGGUUAGAGCAGCGGCCCCUGUGUGAUUUGUGAUAGGUAGAUUUUGACCUUAUGUCUACGUGCCUAUGCUUGUUUGUGUAUUAAGUUAAAGCCCAUCUUGUAGCUGUAAUGUUGAUGUGUGAUGUCGUUCACUCUGAUUUGUUUUAUUGUGUAUGAAAAGUCCAACUACGGGUAAGAAAAGUUAAAGCAGCAGCCGUAAUAGUUGCCAGGUUUCAGUUGUUGACAUGUUUGAUAUAGAUAUUAUCUCACUGGAUUACUGUAAGGACAUUUUACUUUGGAGCUACAAUGGAUCAGGAGGAAAUAUACUCCCUUCUCCAUAAAGCUACUAAAUGUUCAUGAGUAUGUUCAGCUGGCAUUUCUCUGGCAAACAGUGUGGUUCAUGGUUCACAAUGCAAUCACAGUACGGAUGGAGAGUUGAUUUCAAGUAAACAUAACCCACCGUUACUGAAUUCAUUAUAGAACAGCACCAUACCUUUUGUUCCUGGAUUAAAUGUCUUCUUUUAGCAGUCACAACAAAACUGUGUUCGUCCAAAGUCAAGAAACGAAAGUGAAUUAACAGAUGUCGUUGUACCGUAGGAUUCAGUUCGGGUUACAAUGAAAUCAGUUCACGGUUCCAUAACGUUUUAGUUCCGUUGAGUUUGGAUUAAUUCGGCUACUUUCAGCUCAGCGACGAAUGUUUUACCGUCACUGAAUAUGCUUUGCUGCCUGAACUGCUUCAGUGCGAACCAUCCAUGUUGUUAUGAUCUGCUAUUGACGUCACUGAGGUCUCUAUAGUGUGCUCUUUCGUGUAGAAACUCUUGACUACCACAUUCAGUUCCGCUGCACUCUUGCCAGCAGCAGCAGCCGGAACCUGUUGUAGUUUCUGGGGAGCUACAUACUAAAACACAACGACGGAUAUGUCGUGCAAAAAGCUCGGGUCGCUCGAUUUUAACGCCGGGGUUUGCUUUGGUUGCAAAUCAAGGCUUGUUUCAACGUAAUCCGAGAGACCCCGCCCGCUCGCGCUGCCAUGUGACUCAAACCGAUACAACGAAACAUUUCCCGCGCUGUGCUGCAUUGUCCAGACUCCAGUAGCUUCACAACCCGAACCCGUUAACAUGGCAGGAAUAAUAGAUGUCCCCAAACCCAGAGUCAACUGCUCCAUGCUGUCGCAGUACACCAACAGACCUGUGUGCUUCGUAGGAUGCGUUGAAAAGGUUCACCCAACGGGAAAAACGUUCACUGUGUCGGAUGGAGACGGAAAGGUGGCCACAGUGGAACUAAACGACCCCCUUGAAGAAGAGCUGAGCGGUGUUGUGGAGUUGAUCGGUAUGGUGUCCAACAAAGGAGGAAUAAUGGCCACGACAUACAACAUGCUGCGAGAGGACAAGGGCAUCCCCUUCGAUCUGGAGCUCUACAAUGAAGCCCUGAAGGUCGUCCAUGAUUUCCCUCAGCACUACCCUUUUGAAAUGACUUCCAGUGGAUGAGCGUGCACUUUCAAAGAUUUGUUCUCUGAAGUUGUUUUCAGAAUAAAAUGUUCUCAAAUGUAUAAUAUUGAAUAAGAUUUGUUUGUAAUAAAAUUGAAACCCUGAAAGAAUAA